AUCUCUUCUCUCUGUUCCUUCCUCUGUAAUAUUCACGUAUACAAAUAUAUAUAUAUAUGUAUAUAUAUGAAAGCAUACGUAUUAUAAAUAGACAUAUACAUAAAUACGAGUGUAAUAUGCGCGUUUAACCGUAUACGCGCGCGUCGUGUUCCUCUCGCAUUCACGCAUUUCUAACGUGUAGUACAGGCGCACAGUGCGAAAAACAAGAAAAUAGUAAAGUAAUAUUGGUGCGGAAAGGGGGUUGUGUACGCCGUAAUACGCGAGUGCGGUACUUUGAUCCGGCGUGUCUCGUUAUACGUGUAACUGCAUCACUUUCCUACGCAUUUCCACGCCACGUCAAGUGCCGCUCGGCCAACUAAGCGAAUUUCUCAGCGCGUUAAGCCGAUCUACUAGGAACAUCUUCGAAUAUGUCGCUGCUCAGCGUCACAGUGAAAAAGGCGCGGUUCGUCUGCGAGGAAGCGGAACAAUUCAACUCCUACGUAACGCUGAAGCUGCAAAAUGUGAAGUCGACGACAGUCACGGUGAAAGGGGCCAAUCCAUGCUGGGAGCAAGAUUUUCUUUUCGAGACGAAUGAUAUGAACACAGGCCUUCUGGUCGAAGUCUGGUGCAAGGGUUUCCUGUGGGAUCGUUUCUUGGGCUACUAUUACGUCCCAUUGUCCGAAGUAUCUUACAUGAAUGAGGUAACGUCUAAGCAGUCCUAUAAUACAUCCACCGACACGGUAUCGGCAGGGAAACAAGAGCAACAACACAUAUCCUCUGACAGCAUGCCCGACACGAACAGCAAUGCACAGCCACUACCAGACAUCACCAACACGGUACACUAA
Messenger RNA from Ceratina calcarata, 824 nucleotides. Its product is annotated as protein unc-13 homolog A-like. Lineage: Eukaryota; Metazoa; Arthropoda; Insecta; Hymenoptera; Apidae. The transcript has 4 exons. Gene Ontology annotation, biological process: chemical synaptic transmission. Gene Ontology annotation, molecular function: diacylglycerol binding; syntaxin-1 binding; calmodulin binding. Gene Ontology annotation, cellular component: plasma membrane. The coding region runs from base 408 to 824 and encodes 138 amino acids. The record is from RefSeq and is a predicted model, not a curated record.